This is a messenger RNA of Syzygium oleosum, 847 nucleotides long. RefSeq lists its product as uncharacterized. The record is from RefSeq and is a predicted model, not a curated record. Lineage: Eukaryota; Viridiplantae; Streptophyta; Magnoliopsida; Myrtales; Myrtaceae. The coding region runs from base 176 to 499 and encodes 107 amino acids. The transcript has 3 exons.
AGAAGCAACGAAAAGGCUGGAGGAGGAGGAGGAAGAAGUCAGCAUGUGUCGGUGGAGAGAGGCUUGAAGUGGCUCGAGCCUCGCGAUGCUGCGCGGUCGAUCAUGAACGAACUCGCGCUCCUUCCUUCUGCAGAACGCCGCGUCGACUCUGGUGGUUUCGUGAAACUUUGCGACGAUGCCCCGUCCCUUGUUACUUGCCUUUCUGUUGCUAGUCCUCAUCAUCACUUCCCAGUUUGAGUGGAAGCAACCCCUUGUGACUGACCUUGAAAAUACUCUGAGCAUUGCCCAGAAGCAAUCGCGAGUUUCAGUGAGGCGAGAAGCCGUAAAAGAGAAGAUCAUCAUAUCGCAAGAGCAACGCAUCCAGAAACUGUACGAACUUGUCCGGAACCUUAAGGAGCAGCUGUCGCAAUGUAGGAGCAGUAAGACAAGAAAUAGCACCACGACCUCUCUACCCGAGCAUUUUAUUGAGCUCGAACAAAAGCAGGUUCUAGAGGAUUAGGUGAGAACUUCCAUGUCUUCGAAUUGUUAGGAAAAGCUCUUGGUUAUUUGCUAAUCCUUCCAACUUAAGCUGAUUACUCUUCACAGGAUAAGUUUCCCUGAGAACCUCAAGCAAAGCAAGCAAUAAUGAUCUUCUUAAUCUUCACCAGAGUCCCGCUUUGCGGCCAAUGUAAUUGGUAUUGUAAAAAUAGAAGCUUCGAACAAUCGUAGUUGUCAAACUGGAAUGCUUUGGCGAUUCUUUAGAUUAGCAGUUUAGCACAGGAAGAAGAGUAGUUGAUGAUGGAAAGGUUAUGCAUGAAAACAUUAGAUACAUUCUCAAUUGAUUGAGAUACGUAAGCAUUUAUGUGGA